Molecule: messenger RNA, 1433 nt
Organism: Phragmites australis (common reed)
Lineage: Eukaryota; Viridiplantae; Streptophyta; Magnoliopsida; Poales; Poaceae
Product: protein CIA1-like
Exons: 10
Coding region: 224-1279 (351 amino acids)
Biological process (GO): iron-sulfur cluster assembly
Cellular component (GO): cytosolic [4Fe-4S] assembly targeting complex
Molecular function (GO): protein binding
Source: RefSeq, a predicted model, not a curated record
AUGUCAGCGGGUAUACAGUAAGUGAGAGGCUCCGACUCCGUCACCGGCCCCGGUUUUACCACUACGGCACCGGGGGCACGGGGCGUGGCCUCCACGUGCGGCUGACACCGACGACUAGUACCACCUCGCCGCCUCGCAGCUUUGACCUCCACACCCCCACCAGCGAGUGACCGUACGCCGUAUCCCCGACCCGCGAAACCCUAGGCGCAGCCGAUCGCCGGCCAUGGACGCUGCCGGCGGCGCGGCGGAGCUGCGCGAGGCCCACCGCCUGACGGGCCACGCUGACCGCGUGUGGGCGCUCGCCUGGAACCCCUCCCCGGGCCCCGGCGCAGGCCCCGUCCUCGCAUCCUGCGGCGGCGACAAGGCCGUCCGGAUCUGGAAGCGCUCCCCCGACGGCGCAUGGCACUGCUCGGAUGUGCUUGAGGACACGCACAACCGCACGGUGAGGUCCUGCGCCUGGUCCCCCAACGGGAAGCUACUGGCCACCGCGAGCUUUGAUUCCACGACGGCCAUAUGGGAGUACACUGGCGGGGACUUUGAGUGUGUCGCCACAUUGGAGGGGCACGAGAACGAGGUGAAGAGCGUGUCGUGGAGCCCAUCCGGGUCGCUGCUCGCGACGUGCAGCCGGGACAAGAUGGUGUGGAUAUGGGAGGUGCAGCCGGGGAACGAGUACGAGUGCGUCUCGGUGCUGCAGGGCCACACGCAGGACGUCAAGAUGGUGCAAUGGCACCCGUUCCUGGAUGUUCUUGUUUCCGUCAGCUACGAUAAUUCGAUCAGGGUUUGGGCUGAUGACGGUGAUGACGAGUGGCACUGUGUACAGACAUUAACCGAAACCAAUAACUGUAGUCAUUCAUCAACAAUAUGGGCAUUAUCCUUUAACCAUAAGGGUGAUAGGAUGGUCACAUGCAGUGAUGACUGCACUUUAAAAAUAUGGGACACAAGUGUUGAUUUGUCUCAACCAAAAACUGGAGAAGGUCAAGAAUCUUGGCGACUCCUUUCUACUCUCACAGGAUAUCAUGGUCGAACUAUUUUUUCAGCCCAUUGGUCAAGCGAGGAUGUCAUAGCUAGUGGGGCAGGUGAUGAUGCAAUCUGCUUAUUUGCUGAGAAGAGUAAUAUGGUUGAGGAGCCUUCAUACAGAUUAAUAUUGAAGAAAGAGAAGGCACAUGACAUGGAUAUAAACUGUGUCCGAUGGUGUCCUCAGGACCCGAGGUUAUUGGCAUCUGCGAGCGACGAUUGCACGGUGAAAUUAUGGGAGCUGAGGGGGAGUUUACUGGAUUGAGUUUUGUUCUGUUUAUUAUAAUAUCUUUGUAGUUCUAGUUGUGUACCUUGAUAUUAUAGAACAGAUUAGGAUUUAGGCAUCACCUUGGGGUUUAUAUUUUCCUGAACACUGCUCCCUGCUUCGUUUAUCUCAAGAGGGUGCAUGGUGCUGGUCU